AGACUAUAAUAAUCGUCAGCGUACUCGAUUGACAAUUUACCUGCGUGAUUUUAGUCGAUAUUUUUUUGUAAAACACUGCAAUACGUCAUCAGUCUACUGCAAAAUAAUGUCACACCAGAAAUUGUAUAAGGCACAUUCGAAUCAACUUCCUUCGACGCAACCAGUAGCUGUUUUACCGCAGAAUAUCUACUCUCGUCCUGUUCAUCAUCUGUCGUCUAACUUUAUGGUCGAUAAAUAUCUAAGAUCAAUGGUUAACUCGCCACCGGAAGUAAGGGAAAGACCGAGACGAAAUUCAGAUCCCUCUCAAAGAAAAUUAUCCACUCAAAGUUCUUCAGGAAUAUUUAUUGCAUCGGAUUACGAUAAAAUGACAAAGCAAUCACCAGCAAUGGGAGAUAGUCCAAACGAAGAUUUCGAAGAAUUGCUCACUUGCAUGAUUUGCUUUGAUUCUUAUACAAAUCCCAAAAUGUUGACUUGCGGACAUACGUUCUGCGAGGACUGUCUUGCCGGAUAUAACAAUAGCUAUGUCCAACAGAAGAAGCACGUUCCUGGACAAUUACCUUGUCCAACAUGUAGGGAAUAUACUCCUCUUCCAAAAGUUGGAAUUAGCGGUUUGAAAAAUGAUUUUAAGAUAGAAAAAAUAAAGAGAAUGGAAGAUAUGUUUAGAACAGUUUCUAGAAGAGGAAAAGUAUGCGAUUCGUGCAAGGCUGAAAGGAGAACGACUAAGUCCCAGUUUUAUUGUAAUGAUUGCGGUAUGAAAUACUGUAAGUCGUGCGCUGAAAAGCACAAUAGAAGCCCUAUAUUAUCUGGCCAUAAUAUCAUAAACGAUCCGGAUAGGAAUGGGGAAAUUUGUAAAAAUCACUCGCCAGAAGAGGUAAAGUUUCUAUGCAAAACUUGUAAGACGGUUGUUUGCGUAGUUUGCACUAUUCACGACCACGAAGGUCACGAGUUUGUUGAGUUGAAUAAAAUAUUUAGUGAGAAUCAAGAUAAGAUAAACAAUCUAAAAGAGAUUAUACUGUCUAAAUUGUCAGAGAUGAAAGGCAAAAGAAAAGAUAUAGAUUUACUUCGCGAAAAACAUUUAUUCGCUUGCAAUUCGGCUGAAAAACUAUUGAAAACGUGUACGGAGAAAUCUAUUUAUCAAAUAAAGAAAUGUCAAGAAGCUUUAAUGAAGGAAUUGGCUAUUAAAAAGGAUGAAAAAUUAGCUACUAUUGAACAAUAUAAAGAAAAUCUUGAUUAUAUUAUUGCGGAAGCCCACGGCCUUCAAAGUUUUGUCUCAUCUGCCAUGGAAACUUCAAAAAGUGUUCGAGCUAUAGCAAUGUUUGAAGAUUUAAUAGAAAGAAUGAAAACUAUCUCCAAAACGGAAAUCAAUCAAGAUGACGUUAGUCCGUACCGUUUCGUGUCUUUUUCCGAAAGUAUCCUUCCUUUGUCUAUUGGAGAACUUAGGGAAACCGACGACCCUCCCAAAUUUAUUAGGCAAACGCCAACAAGGCAAAUUUCCAACGAAAGAGGCGGUAAACCAACUUUAGUUUUUAAAAUCGAUAAGCAGGGCUCGAAUCUUGGUGAAUUAAAAGAUCCGUUGGGCGUGACCUGCCUAGCUAACGGUAAUAUAGUCGUUUCCGAAUGGGGAAACGAAAGGGUUCAAGUCUUCGACCCUAAUGGAAAACAUUUGUCAGUUAUUGGAACUGGUCUUAUUCAACCUCAGGAUGUCAGUUGUACUAGAAAAGGUAAUAUACUAGUAUCUGACGCUAAAAAUAAAAGAAUUGAGGCCUUUUCACCGAUUGGUCCAACUGGAAAGUCUAUUAGUAAAUGGGGACUUGGAAAAUUUGUUCAGCCUUGCGGUGUAGCCGUAAGUUCAAAUGGAAACUGUGUUAUCACCGACAUUGCUGAAUGUUCUGUCAGCAUUUUUGAGGUUUGUAUUAAUGCUAGCUGUAGGUUUUUUUUAGUUACGAAGUAAUAGACCAUUGCCUGACGUGUUUUAGUCUUUCUUUUGAGUAUUAAUUACAUAAUCAAAAAACACUAUUCGAACUAAACUAAGCAUACAAAUGAGCAUAAAAAACAAUGUAUUAAACAGAGCGAGAAGAAGGAGUUGGUCAGGUUUGGAAAGAUGGGAGGACGAAGAGAAGAUUUUAAAAAUCCUCUCUAUGUCGAAACAUCGGAGAAAAACUAUAUUUACGUGUCGGAUUCUGACAACCACUGCGUUAAAGUCUUUGAUUCGCAUGGUAAUUAUCAGGGUAAAAUUGGUUCGAAAGGAGUUGGACCUGGACAAUUAUUAUAUCCGCGAGGUGUCGCUUUCGACAGCGAUGAUAAUCUUCUAGUGGCCGACAGAAACAAUCAUAGAGUCUGCAAAUUUACGCGAAACGGAAAGUUUCUAAGGGAGAUUUUAACUCGUUACGACGGAAUAAAUUUCCCAUAUGGAAUCGCGUAUAGUUCAACAAAUAGGUUAAUUAUCACUGAAAGUGGAGAAGAUAGAGCGGCUUUAAAAAUAUUUCAAUUAUGAUUAAUAAAUAAUAUAUAUACUAUAUACUGUAUGUGAACAGAUAGAGAGAUUUUAUUUAUCGCUUUAGCAAUAUGUUCGUCUAUCAUGCUAAUCUUUCUAACAUAGUUUCUCCUCUUCCUUAAUUCUCUUUGCGGAAGAGAAAAUUCAAUGUAAACUAUAUUCCUGAGUAAUUACCUGUUCAUUCAUUCGCUUAUUCAAUUAAAUAUGUAUUCAUUCAUGUAUUCACCUAUUCAUUCAGUUAUAGAGUCAAUCUGUAGACACAUAAUGUGCCGCUGUCUGUCAAUCUAUCUCUUUGUCUCUCUCUCCUCUCUCUCUCUCUCUCUGUUGCCUAUUUAAUUUAUUGUGGCUUUUUAUCUUUUGUACAAGACAAGAAAAGUGCCUAAAUAAUGCUUCAAAAGUGAAAAAAUUGUUAAAUACGAAGAAUAUUUAUAUAUAAAUGUCCUCCAUGUUUUACUCUGAUGUUAUCUUCUAUAUGAAAAUGAGAAAAUAAAAAAUUAAAUUCAAAGAGAUUAUUACAAAUGAAAGUUGACUGA
Molecule: messenger RNA, 3027 nt
Organism: Dimorphilus gyrociliatus
Lineage: Eukaryota; Metazoa; Annelida; Polychaeta; Dinophilidae
Source: the annotation of a GenBank genome assembly